AUGACCUCCAACUCGGCCACAACCUCCGGCGCAGCGCCAAACCAAUUCACACACACAUUGAACAGAACGGCAAACCACUCCCGCGCCAUCAGCGACACAUCCUCCUCCUCAGAAACCUCUACCGACACCCUCAAUGCCAACAUCGCAAUCUAUCCCAACGGCACGAUGUCGUUGGCCGGGAUCUCGCUGCGCGCAAUGCUCCUAGGAACCUCUCUAGGCCUGACAGCAAGUCUAGCACUGUUCCUCAGCACCGCCACGGAGUAUGCAACCCCCCUCUGGCGCGUUCCUUUCUUCAUCGCCUCACUGAGCUUGUUCCAUUUCCUGGAGUUCUAUGUGACGGCGCGGUACAACACGCGGCACGCGACGACCACAGCGUUCCUGUUGUCGUCGAAUGGGUGGGCUUAUAAUAUUGCGCAUGGCUCAGCUGUCGUCGAGUGCAUUGUGACGCAUGUCUUCUGGCCGGGACAGAGUACUGCUGGGAGGAUGCUUACUGUGACGGAGCCGUUCUAUGGAAGUCAGGUCUCGGUGCUGCUUGUCGGUGGAUUUGUGCUUCUGGUGGUUGGGCAGAUUAUUCGGACUAUUGCUAUGGCGCAGGCGGCUAGUAAUUUCAAUCACCAUGUUCAGAGUCGGCAUCAGCAGGGACAUGUGCUGGUUAAUACUGGGUUGUAUCGGUAUCUGCGACAUCCGAGCUACUUUGGGUUCUUCUGGUGGGGGUUGGGAACGCAGCUUAUUCUGGGUAAUGUGGUCUGCUUUGUGGGAUAUUCUGUGGUGCUUUGGCGGUUCUUCUCUAACCGGAUCCAACGCGAGGAAGCUUACUUGAUCUCAUUCUUCGGCGACGAGUAUGUUCAGUACCGAAAGGUUACUUCGGUGGGUAUCCCGGGAAUUUAG
Molecule: messenger RNA, 888 nt
Organism: Penicillium bovifimosum
Lineage: Eukaryota; Fungi; Ascomycota; Eurotiomycetes; Eurotiales; Aspergillaceae
Product: protein-S-isoprenylcysteine carboxyl O-methyltransferase
Exons: 2
Coding region: 1-888 (295 amino acids)
Biological process (GO): C-terminal protein methylation
Cellular component (GO): endoplasmic reticulum; membrane
Molecular function (GO): protein C-terminal S-isoprenylcysteine carboxyl O-methyltransferase activity
Source: RefSeq, a predicted model, not a curated record